UGGAAACAGUAUAUCAGGGAUCUGUGUAAUGGGCUCAAACCAGACACGCAGCCUCAGAUGGUUCAAGCCAAGCUGUUAAAGGCAGAUCUUCAUGGCGCUAUUGUUUCAGCCCAGCCCUGGCAAAGAUGGACUACCUGGCAAACACGGAGAUCAACAGCCAGCGCAUUGCUGCAGUGGAGAAUUGCUUUGGGGCAUCAGGGCAGCCACUGGCCCUGCCCGGCCGUGUGCUUCUAGGCGAGGGCGUGCUGACCAAGGAGUGCCGCAAGAAGGCCAAGCCACGCAUCUUCUUCCUCUUCAACGACAUCUUAGUGUAUGGCAGCAUCGUGCUCAGCAAGCGGAAGUACCGCAGCCAACACAUCAUUCCCCUGGAGGAGGUGACCCUGGAACUGCUGCCAGAGACCCUGCAGGCCAAGAACCGCUGGAUGAUCAAGACAGCCAAGAAGUCCUUCGUGGUGUCAGCUGCCUCUACGACAGAGCGCCAGGAAUGGAUCAGCCACAUUGAGGAAUGCGUGAGGAGGCAGCUGCUGACUACAGGCCGCCCGCCCAACACAGAGCAUGCAGCACCCUGGAUCCCUGACAAGGCUACGGACAUCUGCAUGCGCUGCACACAAACACGCUUCUCAGCCAUCACCCGGCGCCACCACUGCCGCAACUGUGGCUUUGUGGUCUGUGCUGAAUGCUCCCGCGAGCGUUUCCUCCUGCCACGCCUCUCCCCCAAGCCUCUACGUGUCUGCAGUCUCUGCUAUCAUGAGUUGGCCACCCAGAAACAGCAGGAAGAGAAGGAGGAGCAAGGCAUGGGGGCCCCUGGACAGCUGGGCUACCUGGCUGGGGCCAUCUGCACAGCAUCCAGUGGAGAUGAUGAUGAUUCAGAUGAAGACAAGGAGGGCGGUGUGGAUGGCGACUGGCCUGAGAAGUUCUAUGCCUCAGGCAUCUCCUGGUCAUCCUUUCACAGCUGACCCAGGUCAUGCAGACAUGGUAUUUGUGCCCUCAAUGCGGUGGUCAG
This is a messenger RNA of Suncus etruscus (white-toothed pygmy shrew), 1003 nucleotides long. It is a transcript of the gene PLEKHF1, whose product is annotated as pleckstrin homology and FYVE domain containing 1. Gene Ontology annotation, molecular function: metal ion binding; phosphatidylinositol binding. Bases 126 to 956 code for a protein of 276 amino acids. NCBI's taxonomy places the organism in Eukaryota, Metazoa, Chordata, Mammalia, Eulipotyphla, Soricidae. The transcript has 3 exons. The record is from RefSeq and is a predicted model, not a curated record.